AUGUCGGCCGCGAGCGCUAGACCUCCGUCCGCAGACAAUCCUCUCGCCCAGACCAUUGACAACAAGGCGAUUGCUUCGAGUGUGAAAGGCAAAGCCGAUACGAUGAGUCCGCGAGAACGAGGAGCGCGCACAAUAGACGAUGCUCUGGCGCAGGAUGCGCGAUACCCUGACCUAGAUAGUUUUCUCCCUGCCGGAUAUACCUCAGAAUACGACUUACCUACCUCUCAAUCAUGGGCGCCCUUCCAAAAAAUAAAGAUGUAUGAUAUUCCGGAUCAAAUAUUUGAGCAGUACAAUCGUGCUCAAGUUUCGACGAGCAUGGGCCUCUUCGCAGAGUUGAACCAUGCCUGGGUGACGAUCGAUAAUUCCCUUUAUCUCUGGGACUACACGCAUCCAAACCCGCAAUUAAUUGGGUUUGAAGACCAGCCUAAUAGCAUUAAUACUGUGAAACUCGCUCGACCGCGGAAGGGUGUAUUUCUGCCGUCUAUAACACAUAUUCUUAUUAUCGCAACUACAGCGGAUGUCAUGAUCCUUGGCCUGAGCUGUGAAAUCAGUGGUGGCUCAAAGAUCGUUUCUCUUUACCAAACUGGAAUGUCGGUUACUGUUCGAGGGCUAGAUAUUAAUGUUAUCACGUCGUCAGACUCGACGGGCAGAAUCUUCUUCGCCGGUUCGACAGACAACGAUGUGUACGAGCUGAAAUAUCAACAAGAGGAGCGUUGGUUCCAAGGGAGAUGUACUAAAGUGAACCAUACGACAAAAAGCUUUGCAGCUUUUGCUCCUCAAUUUGCACUCACGCCCAAGAGCCAGACAUUUGUUGAGCAGAUGGUGGUCGAUGAUAGCAGAAGUCUUCUGUACACCCUUUCAUCUAACUCGUCCAUACGCGUAUUUCAUAUGAAGCAAGACGAUGCCAUGUCACUCGCCAUUACGAAACAUGCUGUUGAUAUUUACUCCAACAUUGGUCACAUCAUUGGUUCCAAUGAAACGCUCAAUGCUCGAGUUAAGAUUGUCUCGAUUAGUCCAAUUCUGGCUGAAGAAGCUUCAAGAUACCACCUGAUGGCCACAACGGCGACUGGCUAUAGAAUUUAUUUAAGUGCCACUGGUUCUUAUAGUUGGUCACCGACUCCUAGUGCAACGAAUGCUCCUACAAGUAUGCAAGCGCAACACAUACGGACCCCGCCACCCGACACGACAAGCGCCCAGCCGGCGGCACAAGGGAAUUCUCCUAUGUCAGGAUCCAAAUAUCCAAUGUCUCGUGGUAGAUUUCCAAUCCAAUCAUUGAACCCUACUCGAUCCGCACAGCGUUUCCCCCCCGGCUACUUCUUCUGUUUCGCUGAAAAGGAACCCCCCAACCGUGGAGAUACGCUUUUCAUAUCUACACCGGACUCUGGACGGAUUGCUCGCCCUCAGGAUACGUCUCUUCCGAUGAAAACGGAUGAAACCGGUCUUUGGCUCACCCUGGGCAGCCGUGCAGAAGAUAUAGGGCUCAGUACGCCGGGUUUUGCAGCCCAAGGGGCACCUGGCUUUGGAAACGAGCUUGCGAUUCAGUUUGACAAGCCUGCCACCGAAAUUGCCAUCCUCACAAAUACGGGAGUUCAUGUGAUUCGCAGAAGAAGGCUUGUUGACAUAUUCGCUUCUCUCGUCCGUACCGCUGGAGGGGAGGAGGGAUUGGAGAAUCAAGUGAAGACCCUUAUCAAACUUUAUGGCCGAAGUGAAGUUCUUGCUACUGCGUUAGCCGUAACUUGUGGCCAAGGCGUCGAGCUUUCGCAUGACUCUCGCUUGUCUAAGAUAAAUGACCCGGAUGUGUUGGAGUUUGCCAGAAAGGUGUUCAUCGAGUUCGGCGGGAGGCCCUCUCUGGACGAAAACACGGUUACUGAUGGGUCCAAUUUCGCAAUCGAAGCCGUUUUGCCAUCACCGCGACAUGCAGGUAUUGCACUUUAUACCUCAAGGCUUUUGAGGUCGAUUUGGAAAACCGUGAUCGUGAAGCAAGACCGCACACCAGCUGGCGGUGUCGCCAUUAUCCCAUCCGUCAACACAUCUAAGUUACAUUCGAUACAACGAGAUCUCUCGGCCUUGCAAGACUUUUUCCGUACAAAUAAGACGUUCAUUGAAGGUUUAAGCGGCCCCGAAGCCCUAUCCAGGGCAGCGACAAAGCAAGAUGAAAUUGCUCUACAGGCAGAACACCGCGCAUUGCACUCACUGGUUCAACUUAUUACUCAUACUAUUGAGGGUAUUUCGUUCAUCCUCGUUUUGUUCGACGAACGCAUGGAAGAGAUUGUAGCCUUAUUACCCGAAGCUUCGAAAUCCAAAUUCAUGACUUUGACGUUCGAACAACUCUUCAGCAGUCCUUCAGGGCACGAUAUCGCUAAAGAACUCGUCAAGGCUAUUGUAAAUCGCAAUAUUGCGAAAGGUUCAAAUGUUGAAACCGUUGCAGAAGCCCUUCGACGGCGUUGCGGGUCUUUCUGCAGUGCGGAGGAUGUUCUUAUUUUCAAAGGCCAGGAACAGCUGAAGCGGGCGACGGAGGCUGGUGUUAAUUCUGAAUUUGGGAGGAACUUGCUGAAUGAAAGCUUAAAUUUAUUUAUGCAAGUGUCAGAGACGUUGCCAAUGGACUACCUUAAAGCUGCCGUUGAGCAGUACACGCUAAACCAGUUUUUUGCCGGCGCUAUUCAACUUUGCUUAAGUGUUGCAGCCGAUUCUGAUAAAGCAAACCGUGCACUAUCAUGGUUAAUGGAUGGCCGGCCUGCCCAGGAUCCUCGCCAGGCGAGCUUUGAGAUUCGACAACAAUGUUAUGAUCUAAUUUAUAUUGUCAUUGCGGCUGUUGACGAUCUCACAAGCCAAGAACCGGAAGUGGUCGACGGACAAUAUACGGCUAUAACAAGAAGAAAAAAUGAGGCGUACGAUGUCAUUACGAAUUCACAAGAUGAGGUCUUCCUUACGAGCCUUUAUGAUUGGUAUCUUGAACGAGGCUGGAGCGACAGACUGCUUCACCUCAAUAGCCCAUUCGUGGCUACAUAUCUGAAGAGAAAGUCAGCCGAAGACAUCUUCCACGCUGACUUGCUGUGGAAGUAUUACGGACAGUCUGGCAAAUUUUACGACGCUGCUGCUGUUCAGCUACAACUUGCACAGAGCCCAUUCUCUCUUCCUUUAAGUCAACGGAUUGAAUACCUAGGUCAAGCAAGUGCCAAUGCCUCAGCAUCCACGCAAGAGGCCUCCCGCGCAGCUCGUCAUAGAUUGCAGCAGGAAAUUUCGAGUCUGUUAGACGUUGCAAAUGUUCAGGACGAUUUAGUGCAGCGCUUGAAGGAUGACAGCCGAAUAACCGAUGAGCGAAAGGCCGAAGUCCUAAAGGAAGUGAGCGGCGAAAUUAUGGAACUUAGCAAUUUGUUCAACAUGUAUGCCGAUCCUGGCGGUUACUACGAUAUAUGCCUACAGAUCAUGCAUCUCGCAAACUAUCGAAACACGUCCGACAUCAAGGCCGCAUGGGAAAACCUUAUUAAGGAUGUCCAUGAAGAUGCAUCUGAAAAGGGCAUGUCUCUGCCCUACGAAGCUAUUAUUGAAAAGGUCCGAAGCCUUUCUAGUCGCUUAAGGAUGUCGGACAUUUCUUUCCCUGUUCCAAUUCUUCUACCGAUGCUCGAAAGAUACGCACUUGAACGUCAGCUUGGUGUAGGCCCCCAGACCUGGGUAAUUGAUCUUUUCCUUGACCUACAUGUUGCACACGAAACCCUCUAUACGAUACUAGAGGCGAUAUUCUACAACGACGAAGUUCCCUUUCAAGGUCGCAAUCGGAUGUUUAUUGCAUACGAUCUUAACUACGUCAUCUCACGGUGGUAUCAAGAUAGUGUUCGAGUUGGUGGUGGUGUUUUCGGUAGCGAUGCGCUUGCUACCCGUGUAUCGGAGUUGUUACUUUUGAUUCAACAGAGCGGCGGAGAGAGGGAGAUUGUGGAGUUGAGCAGGGAUUUGCGGAUGAGAAUUGAGCAAUCCCUAUGGUGA
This is a messenger RNA of Ophidiomyces ophidiicola, 3981 nucleotides long. RefSeq lists its product as uncharacterized. NCBI's taxonomy places the organism in Eukaryota, Fungi, Ascomycota, Eurotiomycetes, Onygenales, Onygenaceae. Gene Ontology annotation, biological process: protein import into nucleus; RNA export from nucleus; protein localization to nuclear inner membrane. Bases 1 to 3981 code for a protein of 1326 amino acids. Gene Ontology annotation, cellular component: nuclear pore inner ring; nuclear pore. Gene Ontology annotation, molecular function: structural constituent of nuclear pore. The transcript has 5 exons. The record is from RefSeq and is a predicted model, not a curated record.